CCAGGUCUCACACACGGAGAAUACUUGCAUUAAGAUUAGACUCUUUCAACAAUUUAAAGUUGGACUCAUCCAGCCUGGGUCUGUUACUCUGUAUGACUACUACAAUCCCAAAAGUCGUUGCACUAAGUUCUACCAUGUUGAUGAAGACAGCAAACUCCCUAGGAAGAUCUGUAAGGGCGAUGAGUGCCGCUGUGCUGAGGGUAAUUGUGUUAUGCAGCAGAAGGUGACAGAGGAGAUCACAGCCCUUUACCGAUACGAACAAGCAUGUGCUGUUGGUGUGGACUAUGUGUAUAAGGCAACUCCUGAGGAGGUUAAAAUCCAAGACAACUUUAACACUUAUGUGAUGAAAAUUCUGGAAAUCUUUAAACCAGGAAAAGACAUUGUGAAGCCAGAAGAUAAGCGAGAUUUCAUUAGCCAUGUUAAAUGUAAAGAUCUCUUAGAUUUGAAGACUGGAAAAAAUUAUCUAAUGUGGGGUGUUUCAACUGACCUUUGGCAAACAACGUCUGGAUACAACUACAUGGUUGGAAAUGAAACAUGGGUGGAGUGGUGGCCAACGGAUAGAGAAUGUCAGGAUAGAAAGAACCAAAAGCAAUGUGAUGACUAUUUCGAACUGUCUGAAACAUUAUCCGACUUUGGCUGUUAAUCAUGAAGAACCAGGAGUGUUUCUCUUUCAUAACAAGCAAAAUUAUCCCUAUUCCUCCUUCCCUAUCUGUUUUGUUUUAAUUUUGUAUGCUAUUAAAAACGGAUGCCUGA
This is a messenger RNA of Pelobates fuscus (common spadefoot toad), 753 nucleotides long. RefSeq names its product complement C3-like. Bases 212 to 643 code for a protein of 143 amino acids. Gene Ontology annotation, molecular function: protein binding. The record is from RefSeq and is a predicted model, not a curated record. NCBI's taxonomy places the organism in Eukaryota, Metazoa, Chordata, Amphibia, Anura, Pelobatidae. The transcript has 6 exons.